GUUUGGGCACCGAUCAACAGAACUAAAAGAGAAUAUACGUGUUUGUUUGUAUUAAAUAAUUCAGUUAAGAGUAUUUGGAAGGAUAUUGUUAUUGUGGGGAUAAGAAGCUGUUGCUGCUACUAAUUAUUCAGUUUUGAAGCUAUGUACAUAUACAUAUGUAUGUAUAUUUAAUGAGAGUCAGCUAUAGACAUAUUCUAUCCAUUUUGAAGAUGGUCGCAAUUAUUUUUAUAACUCUUGCAAAAAAUGAAAGUGCCAGGAAAUUUGAUUGUGGAAUAAAAUAAUUAUGCGGGUGCUUGCAUUCUAGCCACCACUGUUUACCGUACCGGGCGGCUUAUAAUAAUGUAAUGUACCGAAAUCAAAUACGGUACAUAGCACUCUUCUACUGCAAUAAAAUACAGUAGCAGAGAACAUAUACCAUAAUAUAAUAUCAUAUAAUAUCAUAAUACACGUUCUCUGACAGUAGUAUCGAGUCCCUUUAAAAAAAACUUGUAAACAUUAAUGAAAUAAUGAAAAUUCUCAGUAUAUAUCAUUCAUAUUAUUUUAUGCCUUAACCAACCUAGUUUCGUCGUUUUCCAUCACUGUACAUUUAAAGACAGCUGUUUGAAUCAACGCGCGUACGCUAUCAUUUAAAAGUGCAGUUAUUUUGGUUGGGGGUCCCGUUUAUUGUGUUAUUAUUAUAUUUUGCAAACUAAUUGGAUUAUUCUCUCACAAAUCAUAAUAUAUAAUCAUUUUCUAAAUCAAAACACACGUGAUAAAAAUGGGAGGUACUCAAAAUGAGUUGAGUCAAUUUGUAGAAUUAGAAUGGACAAAAUGUGGCGAAAUAAGAAUGUGCGCAAAUCGCAAUGAUUUUCAAUUAAGUUGUAACCAUUGUAGUGAUGUAUUUUACCAAAUGGCUGUUUUCGCACGACAUUUACAUUGGGAACACCAACUGGGACAUGAAUUGCAAAGGAAACAUCAAGGACGAAAUGAUUUAAGCACUUACACUGUGGAAGAAUUGCUUAGCAAUAAAAACAUUGACAAUACGUUCUCGAGCAAUGAAAAUAUCUGCAAUACAAUUUCUGAUGAAGAUGAUACUGGUUUUGGCAGCGACGAAGAAUUGAAAAGAGAAAUUCAGGAAUUGUUGACAAGUAUUGCUUCUGCCGAUUCCUCCAGUAAAACUGAAAAUGAGUAUUCCGAAAAUGUUUCUGAUUAUGGGCACAUAAAAAAUAAUCAUGGAAAUCGCCAAAAUGCUCAAGAUCAGGACAUGCAAAGGUACAAUAAAAACUUUCAAAGAAGUUGUAAAAGAGAGCCAUCGCAGCAGUCGGAGGUUGAAGAAAACAUGAACUAUAAAACUACAACAAACUUUAUUAAGAAAAAUAAUCAGCACAAUUCAAAAAAAUCUGAAAAUGCACCAAAAAUUGCGAAGAAAUUACCACUGAAACAAUAUUUGGAAAGCAAAAAAUUUCUUUUGCAAAGCGAUGAUGAAAGUAAUAGUAGUGACGACUGGCUUAAAAGGAAUACAAGAAAUAAAAGGAAAGAAGUUGUUAGUAAUGUAUUAAAAAAGAAUACCAACGAAAUACAUGCAACCCAAGAUGAACUUGAUAAUUUACGAAACAUUAAAGAUAUACAAUGUAUUCGAUCUGCGGUGAAUGAUCAGGCUUCAACCAACUCGUGUGCUGAAAAAACCUCACAUGCGCUGGACAAUAAAGAUAUUUAUAACGAUAAAGAUAGCAAUAAUAUAUUGAAUGAAAGCGAAGACUUGAUAUUAUCCAAUAUAUCUAAUAUAGGAGGAGGCAAGGACAAUAAAGAAUACGACACCAGCGUUACUGAAAACGAAUCAAAUUUUGUGAUAACUAAUAGUUCCGAAGUAGAAAAUGUAGAAAUUAAAUACGUUGCACCAACUAUUAAUGAUUUAAAUCCUUACCACAAUGAGACGAACGAGAACUGGAGCUCUGUUGAAGAAAUUAAAAACCAGCAAUCUAAAAGUACAACACACGAAAUGGCUAUUGAGAAACCGCUUGAUCUUAGUUUCAAUAAAUCCAAUGAAUGGGCUGAUAUGGAAUUGGAGGAAAUUUCUGAGCUGCUAUCAAUCAAUGUGAAAGCCACAACGGAAUUGAUUACACAAGACAUUGAUAAAUUAUUAGUGCAACAACAACCGAACUAUACAGAUAACUCCUCGUCAUUAUUUAAUGCUGACCAAUUACAAAUAUCUGAUAUAGUUGUAGACAAUUUAUUGCCGCCAUUUUCGAAAUUCUUUACAAAUAAUGCAAACACUCUGAAAAAUUCCAAUACUUUAAUGAUGCAAUCAACACCUAAAGAAAAGAAUGUGAAAACGUCGCAAACGAAAGAAUUAACAAUGAAAACUACAAAACCAAACGAGUGUAUUGCAACUGAAAUUUCACAAACUGCUGGCGAAAAUGUUGAAAACAUUAUACCGGAACAUAAAAUCUAUGAAUUUUCUAAAAACUUGCAACGCAGGUUUAAAAUUUCGAAGCGCAUAUCACAAUGCGACAUAAAAGAAAACAAAUCAAAGAAGACAAAGCAAGAGGUCGAAAACGCGGAGGAAAUUAUUAAAGAAAAUAAAACUACAAAGAAACCGGAUAUUGAAAUAUUGAGCGUUGAUAUAAUUCACCCAAAUGAAAAUAAAAAUCAAAAUAUGCCUGCAAAUUUUGCCAGUAGUAGCAACGUACUACUAGAUGAAAGCAAAGCAAAAAACUGCGACGAUUUGCAAAUUCCUAGUGUAAUACAGGAAACAAACAUAAACGAAAUAAAUUGGGGAGCGUGUACAUCCGAAAGUAUUAUUGAAGACCUAACACCGUAUUUGAAAAUCAAAAAACCAACCGUUCGAGCGACCGAUUUAAGCUCACACGUCGCAGCUGAUAGUACCAGCGAACAGCAGCAGCAGCCUUUAGCAUAUACAAAUGAAAUUGAUUAUACGCACGACGAUUCGCUAAAUCAGUUAAAAUUAAAUGCUAUGGAUGAUGAAAAACCGUUUUUUAAUUCAACAAUGGAAAGCUGCUUUAACGUUACAUUGCCUUGCGACAGCCAAAACAAUACAGUUGAUAAUAGCAUGAUCUCCACUGCAUCGGAAGAAGAGCGAGAAAACUACACGCUACUACGUUCUGUGGGCUUACAAAUCGUUAUGGAUCCCAACGCAGAGGAUCAAUUGAACUUAGCGCAAUUGGAGGAGAUACGUGCAAAGGCAAGCACAUUUGCGAAAUUCUACGCAGAAUUUAAGUAUCUUUGGAAAUUUAGCAGAGGCCUCAAAAGCUAUGAACAAUUAGAGCUUGAUUUCAAUAAACUAAUGCAACGUUUAAAUGAGCAUUAUAAAUUCGAACUGACCAUAAGCCAAACGAAACGUAUUGUGAAUUUGAUUACGCAAUGGUAUAUGCAAACAUAUCACAUGCGAUUUAUGGAGAAAAAACGUAUCUUAAAUAAAGUACAAUAUUAUUUGAACACUUUUGCAUAUCUGCCAAAAACUAUGCGACGCAUAUUUUAUUGCGAAGAGUGUCCACGUUAUUUUCUUUCACAACAGAAAUAUUUUGCCCACCGUCAAGGACACAAUGUGCUAGCGCCCACUUGCAGCAAUUGUCAAAAUAGCUUUAUGAAUCGCAAAGAACUGCACUUUCACACGAAAGUCUGUGCUACAUUCAAAUGCAUGGAAUGUGCCGUUAAAUUUGAUAACGCUGCCAAUUUAGAAUAUCACCUACGCAACAAUCAUAUAUUUCAAUGUGAGAAAUGUGGAAAACUAUGCGCUACAGCCGCCGAUUUAGAAGAGCACGAACAUCAGUAUCCCAUAAUUUGUGACUUAUGCAAUCGUUUAUUCGAAACGGCAACCGAAUUGCAAAAGCAUCGACAAGACUCCUUUCACUGGGACUACACAUGCCGGACAUGUGAGAUAUUUCUGCCUACUGCUACACAAAUGAAGCAGCAUCUAAGGCUAUGCAUGCGCAAUACAAUGUAACAUUAAUCUUUUUUAUUUUUAUACAUAUAUAUUUUUUAAUUUUCUAUAAUUUUAAGCAAAAAGUGCAUGUGAAUUCCCAGUAUUUUAAUUUUAAGUAGUAAAAGUGAAUUAAUUUAUAAUUUUAAAAUUCUUUUUAUACAACUUUUAUUUAGUUUUAUGAAUAAAAAGAAAUUGAUGAAGUGCUCGGAAAUUGAUAGCGUUAUUCUUAACUCCACUAAAUUGUAUUUGUUUUAUUUUUCUACAGUAUAAACAUUUACCCGUAUAGGUCUCGCCCGGCACAU
Molecule: messenger RNA, 4224 nt
Organism: Bactrocera oleae (olive fruit fly)
Lineage: Eukaryota; Metazoa; Arthropoda; Insecta; Diptera; Tephritidae
Product: protein teflon
Biological process (GO): regulation of transcription by RNA polymerase II
Cellular component (GO): nucleus
Molecular function (GO): DNA-binding transcription factor activity, RNA polymerase II-specific; RNA polymerase II transcription regulatory region sequence-specific DNA binding
Source: RefSeq, a predicted model, not a curated record